Fusarium pseudograminearum CS3096 is the source of this 1005-nucleotide messenger RNA. RefSeq lists its product as uncharacterized. Lineage: Eukaryota; Fungi; Ascomycota; Sordariomycetes; Hypocreales; Nectriaceae. The transcript has 2 exons. Bases 1 to 1005 code for a protein of 334 amino acids. The record is from RefSeq and is a predicted model, not a curated record.
AUGAGCAGCCUCGACACAGUCGGGUCAUUGCUUGCGGCCAUUGCGAACCUCCUUGCCCAGGGAUUGCGCAUCCUCAGCUUGGCUGACAAGAGUCAUUGGGGCCCUGACGAGUACGAGCAGGUUCACGCUCUCGCUUCUGCGCUGGACGAGGCCAAGAAGGACUUUCAGGAGCUGGCACCCUUGGUCAAUGGACAGGUAUACUACGAGACCGACCGGAAACAUGAGUCUCUUGAAGAGCUGAGAGCAUUAAAAACUCAAUUUACUUCUCAUAUAGAACAGAUAAAAGACUGGAGCCGUUCCGGUGGCCCAAUAAAUCCAGUAUGGAUACGCGAGACACAGACUUUACAGAGAAAGCUACACAGAGCGCAAUGUCGAGCGACAAGACGAAUAUACACCUCAGAAAAGGAAUCAUCUUCCAGAUGUUUAGGCGCAUUUCUCGUUUACCGACAACAACGCAAAUGGGCAAUGGAUAAAACAGUACCGGACGAGCUCGAAUAUUCACGGAGAUACCGGGAGGAAUUGCGCCUAUGUAACGCCAUUGGGUCGUUCAAGCGAUUUGGCGAUCGCGACAUUGCCUUUGUGUGCGACUACUGCGACGGUCACAUAAUAUGGGAGGAUAUUGAAAACAUGCCUUCGAUACGAACGUUUCAAGAAGCCGCGGCGUCCCCGAUUCUAACUUUAUCACCAACCCCCGAUAAUCCACAUUGGCAGGCGACAGGUUUCACGAAAUCCGGGCACCAGGAAAAGCAAAUGGUCUUUGCGCCGGUCGCCAUCGCAAAUCACGUAGCGCCACAGCACCGCGACUGGCUAGCCGGUCUUCUAUGUCCAUAUUGCGAAACGGAAUCGACAGUGCCUCAGGAGCAGUACGAUGACGAGGAUGCCUACCGGCCGGAUCUGGGAUACGAAGACAUGGAUGCGUACCAGGAGCAUCUCGAAUGGCAGCAUACAGUGACAGCGCCAACGUCGCAAGCACAGGCAACUUCGGAUAACUGCAUAGUGAUGUAG